This is a messenger RNA of Podospora pseudocomata, 2082 nucleotides long. RefSeq lists its product as uncharacterized. The transcript is spliced from 2 exons. Lineage: Eukaryota; Fungi; Ascomycota; Sordariomycetes; Sordariales; Podosporaceae. The coding region runs from base 1 to 2082 and encodes 693 amino acids. The record is from RefSeq and is a predicted model, not a curated record.
AUGCGCCUUCUCACUGUUGGUCCCGAAGCCAGGAACACGCAACCUCCUCAGCUAAAAUUCGUCAACUUCAAUGACUGCAGUCCCGACAUUCCCGAUUACGCCAUCCUCUCUCACACCUGGGAUGACUCUACCGAAGUUGCUCUACAACAGUUGCCCCUGUUUCACCGCCAUGCUGCUUCCUCUCGGCGGCUGAGACAGGUCAGAAUCACCAUACCGAUACUAUUCGCCGCCAGCUUAUGGUCACUCCUCUCCUACACGGUCGGUGAAGUCCCACUCUACCUAGCUUUUCUGACGACGUGUCUGCUGGUGCUAUCCCUGAUGCUGGUCUCCUGCUAUCUAGCCUUUCACCUCUAUUUCGUUUCAACCCAGGACGAACAAGACACCUGUCAGCUCGUCAAGAAGAAGCAGCCGGGUUAUUCCAAGAUUCUGCAGACGUGCAUCAAGGCCCGUUUCGAUCAUAAUGUCCGUUACGCGUGGGUGGACACCUGCUGUAUCGACAAGAGCUCCUCCGCCGAGCUCACCAAGUCGAUCAAUUCCAUGUACGAUUACUAUGCCAAAGCAAAGGUCUGCUUCGUCUACCUCUGCGACUUGGAGCCUGCUGGGGAUGACUUGGGAAAAGCCCUCCCCAAAUGCAGGUGGUUUACCAGGGGCUGGACCCUCCAGGAGCUGAUCGCGCCCAAACACGUCAUCUUCUUUGACAGGGAAUGGAAUGAGCGCGGCACGAAGGCCAGCUUGAGUGGGUUGCUGUCGGAAAUCACGGGCAUACCGGAGGAGCUGUUGAAGGGGGAGACAACAUGUGGUGAUUAUGCUGUUGCUAGACGCAUGAGCUGGGCUUCGAAGAGGGUAACGACAAGGGAGGAGGACACGGCGUACUGUCUGCUUGGGAUCUUUGAUGUGAGGAUGUCGUUGUUGUAUGGGGAGGGAAUGGGUGCGUUUCAGCGGCUGCAAAAGGUUAUUUUGGAGUCGACGGCGGAUCGGAGUAUUUUCAUAUGGACCGAGGACGAAGAUGAGCGGAAGGACUGUACCGGAAACGACAGGGGCGGCAACGAGUGUCGUAUCAAGGCAGCAAGCAAGCCGCAUCCUUGGUCGGCUAUUCUUGCAAAGUCUCCGCGGCCGUUUGAAUGCGCGAGGAAUCUCGAGGUCAGUGUGACUGACUCUAUCUACCGCGAUUUAAGCAUCGGGCCGAGGGGCAUCAAGAUGGUUGUCAGUCUGGUAUAUCUCGUCAGCAAGGUCGGCGAAGACGAUGGGAACAAGUGUAUCCUGGAAGCUUUUAGCUCUUUAAACGGCGAAAUUGUUGGUGUGAUGGUUCGUAAGAUAUCCGGUGGCCGGACCCUUGUGGAGACUGCAACAUUGGCGACCAAAUUCGAGACAGUGUUUCCAUUCAGUAAGGGCUGCGAUCCUGUCGUUGGAAAUAGACAUGGCGCGUUGAGACUGCGGCUGGAUCCGUCCUUGAUCGUCAACGAGUGUCGAGCCAUGCCUCGAACACAUUGGGACAUCCACGACAACGUCUUUUUCGGCACCAACAAGACAAGCAAGGCUUGGUGCGGCUUCUUCGUCCACGGGCAGUUGGCCGAUACUCCCACCACCUGCAUUCCUAUCAAUUUGUUUGUGGGGUGUAUUCGCUGGAAUAUCAAAAGGCCCUCCAUCAUUCUGGCAAGCUUGGAAGACCUGGAUCCUGGCUUCAGAGUGUUGCUGGAGUAUCAGCUGGAUAGGCUUGAGUUUGAAAGUUGCCGUAAGGCCGAGGCAGUCAUGAUGAGUGUAUUGGAUGGGCGGCUGAGUGGUACGGCAACUGUGGUGGAAACAUGCGCGGUGGACCAGAGUCAAAUUCCGAGUUCCAACGGUGGAGGGACGGUCUUUGAUAAGCGGAGAAUCUUCCAAAUCAACGGACCGGCCACCUCUUCACCCGGAUGGCAUUAUCGGGUUCCCUCUACUGGGGAGAAUGUGCGAGUCGAAGUGAAUCUCGAGUUGGAGGAGGAGGAGGACGAUACUGUCUGCGUCAAUCCGGUUACCAUGCUAAAUCUUCGGUUGAAGCUGCUGGAAGAGGAUAGCACUGUAAAAAGCAUGGGGCUAUGGGAUAGCUGA